Molecule: messenger RNA, 1499 nt
Organism: Rosa rugosa (rugosa rose)
Lineage: Eukaryota; Viridiplantae; Streptophyta; Magnoliopsida; Rosales; Rosaceae
Product: S-adenosylmethionine decarboxylase proenzyme
Exons: 1
Coding region: 175-1260 (361 amino acids)
Biological process (GO): spermidine biosynthetic process; spermine biosynthetic process
Cellular component (GO): cytosol
Molecular function (GO): adenosylmethionine decarboxylase activity
Source: RefSeq, a predicted model, not a curated record
CCCAAUUGGCAACCUGACCGCGUUGUGACGUGGUCAUUUGAUAGCUUUAGUUGGUUUUUGUUUAUGUUUGCUUUGACCUGCAUCUGCAUCUUCCUCUCCUCUCUUUGCGACUACAAUCUCUUCUCAACUGUGUUCUGUUUGCAUCUGUGAUCUUCGUGGAGCCUUUUAGCCACAAUGUCGAUGGCGGCGGGUUCUGCAAUUGGAUUUGAAGGAUACGAAAAGAGGCUGGAAAUUGCAUUUUUUGAACCGAGUAUCUUUCGUGAUCCCCAAGGAAGGGGUCUUCGAUCCCUGUCCAAAUCCCAGCUGGACGAGUUUCUUGGACAAGCUGAGUGCACUAUUGUCUCAUCACUGUCCAACGAUGAAGUCGACUCAUAUGUUCUGUCGGAGUCGAGCCUCUUUGUUUACUCCUACAAGAUCAUCAUCAAAACUUGUGGGACGACUAAGUUGCUCCUAGCAAUCCCACCUAUCCUGAAGUUAGCUGAAGGCAUUGAUCUCACCGUGAGAUCUGUGAGGUAUACUCGUGGGAGCUUCAUUUUCCCAGGAGCACAAUCAUUCCCUCACCGAAACUUCUCCGAAGAAGUUUCUACUCUUGACGCAUACUUUGGGAAGCUCGGGGGAGGCAGCAGAGCUUAUAUGAUGGGCGGUGGGUCUGACGGACCUCAGAAAUGGCAUGUGUAUUCUGCUUCAGCUGAACCUGUUAGCUUGGUUGAUCCUGUAUACACCCUAGAAAUGUGCAUGACUGGUCUGGACAAGCAAAAGGCUUCUGUUUUCUACAAAUCUGAGUCAAGCUCAGCAGCUGGAAUGACCAAUGAUUCUGGAAUCCGAAGGAUCCUACCAGAUUCUGAUAUUUGUGAUUUCGAGUUUGACCCCUGUGGUUAUUCGAUGAAUGCCAUUGAAGGAGCGGCAAUUUCAACCAUUCAUGUUACACCAGAAGAUGGUUUUAGCUAUGCUAGUUUUGAAUCCGCAGGAUAUGACUUCAAUGAGUUGAAUCUUAACCAGUUGACUGAGAGGGUUUUGGCUUGUUUCAAACCGAGUGAGUUCUCCAUUGCUGUGCAUGCUGAUGUUGCAGUCAAGUCACUCCAGCAAAUUUGUUCAUUGGAUUUGAAGGGAUACUGUCGCGAAGAGAGCAGCCACGAGGAGCUUGGAAUGGGUGGUUCCAUUGUUCAUUACAGGUUCCUCAAGACUGAGGCCUGUGGUUCUCCAAGAUCAACUCUUAAAGGCUGCUGGAAAGAGGAAGAUGAGGACUACGAAUCCUCUUGAGAGUCGUUAACUUAUAAUUGGUUGGCAUUUACUGUUUCAGUAUAAAUAAUUACCUGUCAGGCAUGAUCUGAUAUUGGUAAUGGUAGUAUGUGUAGAAGUUUUCAGUUAUAUGUUCUUUUUGCUGAAGUCUUUCUAUUCUGGAUGAGUGUUGUAUUAUCUUCUCAUCAAUGGACCUUUGUAUUCAAGACCGAAAAAGAAGAUCUCUGUAUCUUCAGUUAAUACAUUCAUGGUUAUGUUAA